UGGCCUCAGUCGAUGCUGCACAACAGUCAGAGGCAUUGUAAUUUUUUAAAAAUUAAAUUAAUAAAUAAUGAAUACUCCUCAUAUAUCGACUCAUGUAUUGGACACAAGUAGAGGAGUUCCUGUAGCGAAUUUGCCAGUGAGUCUUUAUAAAAUUACAAACACCUGGACUUUGAUUAGCGGAAGUAAAACAACAUCUGAUGGCCGAUGCUCUAAUUUAUUAGAAUUAGCUGGACAAUCAUUAACAAUAGGACGUUAUAAACUUAAAUUUAAUGUAGAAAAUUAUUUUAUCGCAACUGAAAGAUCUUCACUGUAUCCAAUCAUUGAAGUUAUAUUUGAUAUUAAAAAUGAUGAUAGAAAUUAUCAUUUGCCACUUUUGUUGAAUCCAUUUGGAUACAGUACGUACCGAGGAACUUGAUCGGCUUAUAAAUUAUUUAUUUAACAAGUAGAAAGAAAAACUAAUAAAGAAUCAGUUGAACUACUAAAGCUGUAUUAAAUCUACUUUUGAUAUUUCUAAUGC
Messenger RNA from Microplitis demolitor, 517 nucleotides. Its product is annotated as 5-hydroxyisourate hydrolase. The record is from RefSeq and is a predicted model, not a curated record. The coding region runs from base 68 to 415 and encodes 115 amino acids. Gene Ontology annotation, biological process: purine nucleobase metabolic process. Gene Ontology annotation, molecular function: hydroxyisourate hydrolase activity. The transcript is spliced from 2 exons. NCBI's taxonomy places the organism in Eukaryota, Metazoa, Arthropoda, Insecta, Hymenoptera, Braconidae.